AUGCCUCCAGCGUUGUUUCAAGCAACGGCCAGGAGCUUGUUUUCAAAACUGAAGAUGUAUACCUCAGAUACCGGGGGUGGGAGUACUGCGUCGAUGCAGGGCAGGAAUAGAAGAUCCUCUGGGCGCCAUCUUGCCUCCAUGUCCAUGGGAUCAAGUAGAGUCCGGGACCUAGAGGGAAGUCUGUUUGAUGACCAAAGCAAAGAUGAAGAUGAUAGAGCGCAAUACCGCGGAGUUCCCGCGUCUCAACUCUCUUGGCACAUGCAGAAGAAAAUCUUAUCAAAGAAGCUCUUCUCCGGUGUAGAGGGCUCCUCAGCUCUCGUCAGCUCUCACUUUGGUGACUCCACUACUCUUUAUAACAAGGCGUCGUCAUUGGGAGGUAGAUUAUUAUAUCUGAUGGCUGCGUGUCGCAAGCCUUUGGAGUCUGUCAGUGUAGAUGACAUGUACCAAGUGUUUGGGGCGGACGCUGAGAACGUAAGCCCGGUAUAUUUCGAUAUUCUGGAGUUUGUAGGUCUCUGUUUGGAUUCUCGGAGAUUGCGGAGUCGUUCUGUCACCUUUGAUGAGUCCAUUUUCUCUCCUGACAUGCCUUUACUGUACGUCACUCGAAAGUUUGAGCAGGUAAUUUUGAAGUAUGUGCCGGUGGAUUCACCCUUGUUUGAAAGGAUUGAUGGCAUGCAGGAUCAGUGCGAGGGUAGAGUAAGGUAUGACAGGCACUACUGGGAUGCCUAUCCUGCUAUCUCCUACGUUAGCCAGCUGAUUAUGUAUACGCUCCUAGAUACUGCGAUACGGGAACGAGAUUUAGAAGAGAUUGAUUCAGCAACCCUGUACGGGAGUGGAGUCAUGACAGACAAUAGCGAGCCCCUUUAUCCCAUGGUUUAUGUUCUGUUCCGCAUGGGCCACUAUGAGUCGCUGACUUUUUUGCUAGAGCGGUACUCCAUUGGAGUCCCGGACAUUGUCAGCUCUGUGUGCUCUACAUUCUGGAAAAUAUAUCAAGGAAACCAGCGCGGGGAUGUAGACGUCGUAGUCCGUGAGACGGCUGCACUAAAGGCACUUCUAAACUCAGGAGGGUAUGCCAGUCUGGUGUCGUCAAGCACAUCUGCAGAAACAGAUCUCUUCUUACUGGACUUUUUGCACUUUUUCAAACCCUAUUCCAUACAGGCUCUUCUAGACAGCCUCCAGCACGUCAGUGUUGAGCCCAGCAAGGGGUUCGAUUGUGUAUUUGAAUUUUCUAACCUGUUUCACCUGUCUCUCAGCAUGUUCCUGUAUACAGAGACGCCCGCAGAGCAUUUAUGUAUUACUAUGGAUGAUGUCAAUUUUCAGAUUACGCAACACAAUAUGUCUCCCAUUCGCUCGCUGAUAUCGUUCCAUAAUGUCUUGACGUACAACUUCUACAACGCAAUAUAUGUCCUGGCUGCCGAGGUUGACCUUCUCCCGGAGGCCGUUGGACUUUACUUCCUGUUGGCUAUUGUAUGCCGUUCAUACCAUCUCAAUGGUGGCAACUUUGACGUUGUUCCUGCCGCUGCUGUCACUGAGAUGAAUACAGGGUGUGUGGUGUCGGACACGUCUUUGAAAGCGUUUGCUGGUGUUAAAGAUGUCUACGACAUGCCGCUUUGUGAGUUUGACGAGGCCUCGAUGGCAUCUUUCGUCAAUCCAGAGCGCCUAGACACAACCACAGCCAUGGGGAUGGGCUCGGUCCUGUUUGCCUUUCUUCUUUGCCACUGCAUACAUUCGAACCACAUGGAGAUGAUAUGGAUCUCUAGAGUUCUUCCUAUAAACGCGCAGCUUAUGCUUCUGGCAACAGUACUCCCAUUUUUACCGCCUAACGAGAGCAUUGUAAGCCAGACAUACUUCUCUCAAGAGAUCUACCCUGUUCUUCGAUCUAGCAUUAAUCUAGACGCUCUCAAAGACACUGUUUUAGUGUCAGAUUUUGUGGGAUACCCCCAUAGACUGCACAGAUUGCUCAUCUUUCUUCUUGGCGGUGCCUACAAGCUAAAGGGAGAAGCAGUCAUAGCCUUUGAGUACUAUAAAACAUCGCUCACACACGGCAAUGGUUUGGAGUUGGCUUUUGAGUGCUCUGCGAUGAUUUUAGAAGCAGGGCCAGUAUCCAAUCACCAGCGUCUGCUUCCCAUGUUAGCGUCUGCGUCUAAGCUGCGAAUCUUGUACCAGAGCAACGAGAAUAUGCGUUCGGUUUCGUUGGAAAGCAUGUUUGGGGACACUUUGAUAUCAGAUGCUAAUAGCAAUGCACAUUCCCGCGGUAAGGCUGCAACCGAAAUGGCUCUUCACACUCUAUCCUCCAGCCUGUAUUAUGGUUACAGGCAUGUGUGGACGAUGCUUGUCCUUGUCGAGGCCAAGGCAACAUUGGAGGACACAGGCAAUAUGGAAGAGGUUGUGCGGUUAUGCAAUAGAGAAAGUGGACUGCAGAAUAUGGUGAUGAGCAAUGCUCCAAUUAACCCUAGACUGGCAGAGAAGGCCACAGUGAUUGCAAACUUUCUUCUGAACACUUACAGUCACUGUCAACUUGGUGGAUAUGCGGGUUUGGCUACAGAGUUGGCAGUAGUCCGCGAGCUGUGCAGGAAGGCACACGUUGAUCAGUACAGUAUGGAUCUUGCCGUGCAAAUGUGUAGAGAUGCAGAUGUAUAG
Messenger RNA from Giardia duodenalis, 2637 nucleotides. RefSeq lists its product as uncharacterized. Bases 1 to 2637 code for a protein of 878 amino acids. NCBI's taxonomy places the organism in Eukaryota, Fornicata, Diplomonadida, Hexamitidae. The transcript has a single exon. The record is from RefSeq and is a predicted model, not a curated record.